Molecule: messenger RNA, 1911 nt
Organism: Lodderomyces pseudojiufengensis
Lineage: Eukaryota; Fungi; Ascomycota; Pichiomycetes; Serinales; Debaryomycetaceae
Gene: LKH1
Product: bifunctional aminopeptidase/epoxide hydrolase
Exons: 1
Coding region: 1-1911 (636 amino acids)
Biological process (GO): proteolysis
Cellular component (GO): cytosol
Molecular function (GO): metallopeptidase activity; epoxide hydrolase activity; zinc ion binding
Source: RefSeq, a predicted model, not a curated record
AUGAGCUUAUCUACUUCUACAAAGAAGUUGAUACAAAAGAUCAACGAAAGGUCUCAUGAUCUAGAUCCAACUACUCAGUCUAAUUACAAAAAUUUCAAGGUAAAUCAUACAGAAUUAACUUUAGAUGUCUCAUUUAAUUCAAAGACUAUCGAUGGAUUAGUGAAAUACGACUUAACUAAUUUGACAAAUAUUGAUGAACUUAUUCUCGAUACAAGGGCAUUAACAAUAAAAUCAGUAAUAGUCAAUGGGUCAAAAGUGUCAUUCAAAUUAUCAAAUCCUGUUCCAAUAUAUGGUUCAGCUUUAAUUAUACCGUUACCCACCGCAACUUCAUUAAAAGUUGAUAUCGAAUUUCAAACUACUGAUAAAUGUACAGCAAUACAAUUUAUUCAAGGUGAUACUGGUCCAUAUGUAUUUUCACAAUGUCAAGCGAUCCAUGCAAGAAGUUUGUUUCCUUGUUUCGAUACCCCUGGUGUCAAGUCUCCUUAUAAAUUUAUUGGAAAAUCACCAACUAAAGUAACCAUGUCGGGGAGACCUCAACCUUCAAAUGAACCUAAUACUUACUAUUUUGAUCAACCAAUCCCUAUACCAUCCUAUCUAGUUUCUAUUACCUCGGGGAAUUUAUUCAAAGCUCCAAUUGGACCAAGAUCUGAUGUUUAUUGUGAAAAACCAAAUUUGAAAAAUUGUCAAUGGGAAUUUGAAAAAGAUAUGGAAAAUUAUUUACAAAUAGCAGAGUCAUUAGUGUUUGAAUAUGAAUGGAAAAGAUUUGAUUCUUUAGUUUUGCCAUCUAGUUUCCCAUAUGGAGGAAUGGAGAUUCCAAAUAUGACCCAAUUGACACCAACUUUAAUUAGUGGUGAUCGUACUCAAACUAAAGUUAUGGCACAUGAACUAGCCCAUUCUUGGUCGGGGAAUUUAGUGACCAAUACUUCAUGGGAACAUUUCUGGUUGAAUGAAGGUUGGACUGUUUAUUUAGAAAGACGAAUUGUUGGAGCUAUAGGAGCUCAAGAAGCUAAACUUGCUGGAAAAUCUGAUGAAGAAGCAGAACAAAUUGGAGAACAAAUUAGACAUUUUGAUAUUAUUGGAGGUUGGAAUGCUUUAGUUGAAACUUGUGAAACAUUCAAUCCAGAUUUCACAAAAUUAGUAUGGAACUUAAAAGGUCAAGAUCCAGAUGAUGCUUUUUCAAGAAUUCCAUACGAGAAAGGGUUCUUUUUCCUAUUUCAAUUGGAGAAUAAGGUUGGUGGUAAAAAAGAAUUUGAUCACUUUAUUAAGUACUAUUUUGAAAAAUACAGAUACCAAUCAUUGAAUACUUCACUGUUUGUUGAAACUUUGUAUGAGUUUUAUGAACCUAGAGGUAAAAAAGAUGUAUUGGAUACAAUCAAUUGGGACAAAGAAUUAUUCGUGUCUGGGUUACCGGAGAAACCAUAUAUGGAUACAACUUUAGCUGAUCAAGUUUACUCAUAUGGUAAUAAAUGGGUUGAGUAUAUCAAAACCUCACAAAAUUUCGACAACAUCCCUUUUAAAGAAGAGGAUCUUGAUUCAUAUCAAGGUGAACAAGAUAUGUUGUUCAUAGAAUAUCUUGUUGAAAAAUUUAAAAAUUUAGAUGUUCCUCCGGAGUUGAUCAAAAAAUUCCCAUCUAUUUAUCCGACAUAUGCAGCAAGUAAAAAUGGAGAAAUACUAUCACCAUGGAAUGAACUAUUAAUAAUGCAUGGUGAUUAUCAAUCUACUGAUCAAUUAGUCAAAGAUUUUAGUAAUUGGCUUUCAGUCACGGGUAGAAUGAAGUAUGCACGUCCUGGUUAUAAAGUUUUGAAGAAUGGUAUAAGUUUAGAAUUUGCUGUAGAACAAUUCAAUAAGCAUAAAGAGUUCUAUCAUCCAAUUUGCAGAUCUAUGAUUGAAAAAGAUUUAGGGUUAGUGUGA